CAUCCUUGCUCUCUACAAACAACAGAACUGUGGUAAAACAUUUUGGCCUCAGACCAUUUACUAUGUUAAGAGGUAUUCUUCUCUUGGCAUGUCUUGCACUGUCAUCACAGCCCAUGGAGUGUCGACCAGGUGAUGCUGAUGGUGUUUUCAAAAUUCUGGACAGAUUAAGAGUUGUUGGUCGUAGCUGCAAGGAAAUUCAACAGAAUUAUGAUAUUCAUGAAGAUGGUCUGUAUUAUCUCACCACCUCCAACGGGGUCGUGUACCAGACCUACUGUGACAUGACCACUGCAGGUGGUGGAUGGACACUGGUAGCCAGUGUGCACGAGAACAACAUGUAUGGGAAAUGCACUGUGGGGGACCGCUGGUCCAGUGAACAGGGAAACGAUCCGAACCGCCCUGAUGGAGAGGGUACAUGGGCCAACAUGAACACCUUUGGGACUCCAGAGGGUGCAACUUCUGAUGACUACAAGAAUCCUGGUUAUUAUGAUAUUGUAGCGGGGGAUGUGUCUGUUUGGCAUGUGCAUAACGAUGUUCCACUGCAACAGUGGACGGCUACUGCCAUCUUACGUUACCACACAGAAACAAAUUUUCUCACACUCAAUGGAGGGAACCUCUACCAACUCUAUCAGCGCUACCCAGUGAGGUACAAUGCUGGAGCAUGCAGGACUGACAAUGGACCAUCCAUUCCUGUGGUGUAUGAUUAUGGAAAUGCUGGGACCACAGCAAACUUCUAUGGCCCAGCCCCUAGAGGUGAAUUCAUUCCUGGCUUCAUCACCUUCAGAGUGUUCAAUCGUGAGAGGGCAGCCAUGGCCAUGUGUUCUGGAGUCAAGCCCACUGGAUGCAACACUGAACAUUAUUGCAUUGGUGGUGGGGGACACUUUCCUGAAGCUGCUCCUCGUCAGUGUGGGGAUUUCACAUGGUUUGACGCCAAUGGUUAUGGAACAGGAGCAGGGUGGAGUGCAUCCAGAGAGAUGACUGAAGCUGCUGUGCUGCUCUUCUACCGCUGAAUCUAUUUAACUGUGCAGAAGACAUAUUUUGCGAUUAUAUCAAUAUUUGGUUUCUGGUUGUCCUACUGUAUAUUAAUACAGAGCAUAAAUACGGACAUUAUACGCCCUGCAUUUUAUUGGUGAGGUUUAAAGUAUAAAAUCGAUGUUGACUAAUGUCCUAGAUUCUUCUCUACAUAGUGCUAGAUCUUUCCUUUCACCUGUCACUGUCCAGCCCUUAAGAAUCUAUCAGCAAAAAGUAUAUUAAAAUGGAUCUGAUUGCAUUAAUA
Sardina pilchardus (European sardine) is the source of this 1273-nucleotide messenger RNA. Its product is annotated as intelectin-like. The coding region runs from base 63 to 1007 and encodes 314 amino acids. The transcript has 7 exons. Gene Ontology annotation, molecular function: oligosaccharide binding. The record is from RefSeq and is a predicted model, not a curated record. Lineage: Eukaryota; Metazoa; Chordata; Actinopteri; Clupeiformes; Clupeidae.